AUGUAUUGGCAAUUGUUUGCAAUUUGUUUGAAUGGUUGAAAACACGUGUUUUUGCCAUUCAUUUAUUGAUUACAAUUGAAACCAUCAUUCAGUCAAUGCUUUAUCGCAUCCAUUAAGACAUGUAUUUAAUGUAUUACUUGUCGCCCGAAGGCAAACGGGUGUAUACCAUGUCUAAAGUGGAUCAAGUGGGCAAUCCUACCUUCUCAGCACAUCCCGCCCGUUUUUCACCCGAAGACAAGUACUCGAGAGAAAGGAUUACAAUUAAGAGGAGAUUUGGUUUACUUCCGACUCAACAACCGCUUCAGUCCACAUAAUCGUCACUAUAUUUGUCUCAUAUAUUGUCUCAUUAUUUGAAAGACAUUUAUUCAAUAAAAGCAUUUUGUUUGCGACCAAAAAGUAUUUCCAAAGCAAUUCUUAGCCAUAAUUAUCGGUAAAAAUGGCCGAAUUUCCCGAAUUAGGCCAACAGUGCACUCAAUGCAAG
Messenger RNA from Medioppia subpectinata, 481 nucleotides. NCBI's taxonomy places the organism in Eukaryota, Metazoa, Arthropoda, Arachnida, Sarcoptiformes, Oppiidae. The record is from the annotation of a GenBank genome assembly.